Messenger RNA from Penicillium lagena, 237 nucleotides. RefSeq lists its product as uncharacterized. The record is from RefSeq and is a predicted model, not a curated record. NCBI's taxonomy places the organism in Eukaryota, Fungi, Ascomycota, Eurotiomycetes, Eurotiales, Aspergillaceae. The transcript has a single exon. The coding region runs from base 1 to 237 and encodes 78 amino acids.
AUGGACCCACUUGGCACCACCAAUCACGCGGCGAUGUGGUUGGUUUUGGACAACACUCCGGCCCUUACUCCGGAUGUCCGUCGCCCGACCCACUUGAAAGCGGUUGUUUUUGGAGCUAGACAUAUUGCCAAACCUCCACGGCCUGGUAUCUCCAUGUACUACCCCGGUAUUCUGAAUGCGGAGACGGCGGCGAGACAACGUCCCGGAGUCGAGGAACUCUAUCGCGAUUUCAGCUAA